This is a messenger RNA of Mycotypha africana, 1182 nucleotides long. Its product is annotated as endoplasmic reticulum vesicle transporter-domain-containing protein. Bases 1 to 1182 code for a protein of 393 amino acids. The record is from RefSeq and is a predicted model, not a curated record. The transcript has 5 exons. NCBI's taxonomy places the organism in Eukaryota, Fungi, Mucoromycota, Mucoromycetes, Mucorales, Mycotyphaceae. Gene Ontology annotation, cellular component: endoplasmic reticulum membrane; Golgi membrane; endoplasmic reticulum. Gene Ontology annotation, biological process: endoplasmic reticulum to Golgi vesicle-mediated transport; retrograde vesicle-mediated transport, Golgi to endoplasmic reticulum.
AUGGCAAAGAAAGGGUCAUUGUUUCGCAAUUUGAAGCAGUUUGACGGCUAUGCUAAAACUCUCGAUGACUUUCGCGUCAAAACUACUUCAGGUGCAUCAGUUACCAUUAUCAGUAUGAUAAUUAUUAUUGCGCUUAUUUCCUUUGAAGUUAUGGAAUAUACUACUACUUUUUGGCGACCCAGCCUGGUUGUCGAUAAAAGUAGGAAAGAGAAGUUACCGAUCAAUUUCAACCUCACCUUUCACAAUAUGCCUUGCUAUAUGCUUAAUAUUGAUAUAAUGGAUGAGAAUGGCGAGCAUAUUUCAGGCUUUUCACAGGAUAUAACCAAAGUUCGGCUUACGUUAGAUGGUGAGGCAAUAAAGUCGGACUCAGCAGAAUUAGGGGACUAUACAGCAGAUGCUUCGAAGGCAUUUAAACCAUCUACUGAAUGUGGUAGCUGCUACGGUGCCACACCUUUACGUGAAGAUGGUUGUUGUAACACUUGCCAAGAAGUGCGUGAAGCUUACAUUAAACAAGGUUGGGGACUUGUCAAGGCCGAAAAAAUUGAUCAAUGCAUUCGUGAAGGGUGGUUAGAGCGGUUUGAAAAACAAUCCAACGAAGGAUGCAAUAUUCAUGGGCACUUACUGGUUAACAAAGUGAGGGGCAAUUUCCAUUUUGCCCCAGGCGACACAUUUCAAACGACUUCUAUGCAUGUGCAUGAUCUAAAGGAGUUUACAGCAGGCGCUCCAGAUGGACAUAAGUUCGAUUUGAGCCAUACAAUACAUAAGUUAAGAUUUGGACCUGACACUCAGAAUGAGGCAGACGAUAUUUUGGCCGUGACAGAUUCGCUAUCCGGCACGUCGAAGAAGGAACUUAAAGACCGUAAAGUAUUUCAAUACUUUUUGAAGAUUGUUUCAACGAAACUUUUCCCUUUGAACAGUGUUCCAACGCUCACCAAUCAGUAUUCUGUGAUACAAAACGAUAUCGAAGGGGCUAAUGGUGGCUUGCCUGGCGUGUUUUUCAUGAUGGAGAUAUCUCCUAUGGAAAUCAUAUAUAAGGAGGCUCAUAAAUCAUUCGGAAGUCUUUUAACUGGUAUAUUAGCUGUCAUAGGUGGCGUUUUUACUGUUGCCGGUUUAAUCAAUCGUAUCGUUUAUAGAGCAGAAAGAGCAUAUCAAAAGAAAGUGCAACUAGGCAAGACAUUAUAA